UUGCAUAUGUCUGUGUUGCGCCAUGCCUGUCAAUGUUUUCAUUCCCUGCCCUAAAUGCGGCGGUUUAACAAUUACAGUUUUUGUUUAAAAGGAUUGGAGCGAGUCGAAGGAGAGGCGGGGAGUGAGUGUAAGGGUUGUCAAGUUUGAUUGGUGUCUGGACAGCGGACUCAGGCAAAGAUUGAAGCGAUACCGCAAGCUGGCGCUGCGCUGGCAUCCGGACAAAAACCUGAAUAACAAGGAGGAGGCGACGAAGCGGUUCCGUGACAUCUCAGAGGCCUACGAGGUUUUAUCAGAUGACAAGAAGCGGAAGACGUACGACAAGUACGGCAAAGAGGGCGUGAGGAAUGGCGGCCCGAGCCCGGCGCACGCGCACCAGUACCAGCACCACCACCACCAUCACGGCGGCUUCCCCGACGACGACUUCAACUUCCUCUUCACCGGUUUCACAUUCCGCGACCCGGAGGACGUGUUCCGCGAGUUCUUCGGCUCCGACCCGCUGUCUGACCUGCUGAACGACUUCUUCUCGCCAGGCAUGCUGGACCCGCUGAGCGGCGGCGUGCCGCGCCGAGCCCGGCCGGGCCGCAGCCGCGGCUCGCGCCACCCGCCGUCGGCCGGCGCGCCCGCCUCCCAGCUGAUGUCGCCGGCGCUCUUCUCGCCGUUCGGUCUGGGCGGGCUCGGCAUGAUGUCGUCGUUCGCCGCCAUCGACGCCAUGAUGGACGGCAUGGGGCCGGGCGGCGGCUUCGUGACCGCCGACAGCUUCAGCACGCACAUGGGCCCCGGCGGCGCGGCCAUGAAGCGAACCUCCACCAGCACCAAAUACGUCAACGGCAAGAAGAUCACCACGCGACGGGUGUACGACAACGGCCGAGAAACGGUCGAGACGUACGAGAACGACGUGCUGAAACAGCGCCUGCUGAACGGCGUGCCGCAACGCGUCUCGGCCCACGCGCGCUAGCCGCCGUCGCCGGCGCCGAGCCAGUGAUAAAUCAGUCCGCGUGUCCGCCGGCGCACCGGCCGGCCGGUCAAAUCCGAACACGAGUGGAGGCGCGCCCGCCGACCGCCGCGCCAGGCGCGCUGACGCCGGCCGAAAUCGCCAGUCGCCGCAGCUUCGUUCGCGUUUUAUGUGAAUGCCGGCGGAGUGUGGCGCAGUGAGACGGGCACCGCCGCUCGAGCGGCGCGGCAUCAGGGACAGCCCCGCGUGGCGGGACAUGGAGUCGACGGGAUCGCCCCGUCUGACGGGACGUGGAGUCGCCAGGACCGCCCCGCCUGACGGGACGUGGAGUCGCCGGGACCGCCCCGACUGACGGGACGUGGAGUCGCCGGGACUGCCCCGCCUGACGGGACGUGGAGUCGGCGGGGCCGCCCCGCCUGACGGGAUGCAGAAUCGCCGGCACCGCGUCGCCAACGGCGCUCAUAGCUCCGCCCAGCAUGUCCGUGCCCGGCCGUCAUGACACCGCGACUGCGGUGACUCCGAAGACUGCACGGCCGCUGCCGUGCGUCGCGUUCGCGUGCGGAACCGCGGACCGCGCGGCGCGAGAGGCGGGCUCGCCGGCGCUUGGGGUGGGCGGGGACGGC
Pollicipes pollicipes is the source of this 1575-nucleotide messenger RNA. Its product is annotated as dnaJ homolog subfamily B member 6. Gene Ontology annotation, molecular function: Hsp70 protein binding. The record is from RefSeq and is a predicted model, not a curated record. NCBI's taxonomy places the organism in Eukaryota, Metazoa, Arthropoda, Thecostraca, Pollicipedomorpha, Pollicipedidae.